This is a messenger RNA of Linum trigynum, 3237 nucleotides long. Lineage: Eukaryota; Viridiplantae; Streptophyta; Magnoliopsida; Malpighiales; Linaceae. The record is from the annotation of a GenBank genome assembly.
GGAGUUGCUCCAGCGGCACCUCGAGAAAAUAAAGGGUGAAUUACCAUGCAUGGUCACUUAACUUUGAUUCCUAACAAUAUUACCACUGACUUUUACACUCAAUAAAAAAAUGUACACCAAAAUGUUCAUUUGGUCGUUUCAGUUAUUUGAAUUUUAAAGCAGACAAAUCGCCAUAAAACAAAUUUUAUUUCUGUUUAAGAAGACGAUUCAUUAACCCUAUUUGUGUAAUCUUUUCCAGAACAUAAAAGAUACACAGCAAAAACCUAACCUAAAGCAUUAUAACCUGACCAACUUGCACGAAAUGUUAUCUUCAUCCUUCUCCCUUCCAGCAAUUUUUUUAACCAAAAUCAUUAUACCAAAAUCGAGAGCCCUAAACCACAACCAUUUGUACAAAAGCCUAAUAAGGUUAAAUGAUACAUGCUGAUUAUGAUCGAAACAUAACAUAAUAUGCGUAUGCCAUUGCCAUGUUUCACACUCAUACACUUCCCACCCUGUUUUAGGAUCGAGCAGAACGAGUUGUAUAGCAUCAAGUAAGGAUUAAACCCUGAAGAAUUCUGGGGGUUUAAUUCAAUCUCCUUCUAUGGAGGUAAAUGAAUAUAUACGAUACAACACAAGCUCCAUCCAACUGUCGACAAGAGUUCUGCAUGUACAGAGAAACUCCAUUAGCAGCAGAAUUCUCCAGCAACUUGCAAGGCUUCUUCUAUCCCAUCUUUCUUCCAAAUGAACAGCCCCUGCAUUUGUUUUAUGGGACAACCUUACGAGGACAGCACCUUUUGGCGAGAAGAUGGGUUACAGAUAGAUUGUUCUGCCCUCUAGCAAAACUAGUCUCAUAACUUGAAAGGACGUGGGCUUGUAUACUGUUCACUUGCACCCCAAAAGUUUGAGACUGAGAGUUGCAUUAGCCUGUUGAGAGUCCGGCUUUCCAUCUGGGCGCCUUCUUGUGACCCUAACAAAGGACAAAGAACCUUUUUCAGAGUCCAAAUCACAAUCAUUUUCCACCACUACAAAUGCUUGUAGAUCUCGACUGCAUUGAUAUUCAAACACAGAUAUCAUUUGUGUACAACAAUCCAAGACCUAAAAGAGGGUGGCUGGGACCUAACUUUUGAUCGUCAAGGUAUCCCGAUAGUGAAAUUUGAUAAAUGUAAAUAUGUAACACAAGAAUAUGGAUUGAGGAGACGUUAGCUUAAUCUAGUUUCAUAGUUUGAUGUGAAGGAGAAGCGUUGUGUUUUGUUGUUUUAAUGCUUGAGUAAGAGUAAUUUUGACUGCAUCCAAAAUUAAAUAUCAUUACUGGAUUUGAGUAAUGGCUGCGCAAUUUUAUUCCCUUAUAUUGACAUCGCGUGUGCGUCUAACUGACCAUGUCUCUUGUUGUGGGAGCAUCGUUUGUAAAACUUCGAGCACAAUAGAGGUUUCUUGUUCGAGGGUAGGGAGGAAGAGAAUCCUGGGUAGAGCUUAUCCAUAUAAUGCCCUCGGAAGAAAAUAAAGUAGUGAUGAUUGCCACGAAUGCAGCCCUCGAGUACGUGUACAAUAAAGUCUUUGCCAAUUCUUGUCAACAUGGUGCGCCUUUCAGUAGAGGAGCGUUAAAACGCCACGAAAACUUUGACGGAAGUGGUUGGGCAUUUCCAUGGCAAAAGCUUCAAAACGAGUCUUAUCCGAUUGAGAUUCAUUCAAGGGUGUGGUUUGACUGGUAAACUACCUCUAACUCUAUCUAUUAUCAGUUUCACUCAUUCUAUUUGAAGUUGGUUACCUCCUUUGGUGCUUUCCUAGAGCAUUUCAUUGACCUAAGACACACUCCUUUUUCUUUUAAUAAAAGGUUGGUGACAGUGAUUUUGCCGAAUCAAGGGUCAAGGGCAAAAAAAGAUAGGUUCUUUCACUUCCAACGGGGGAUCAAUGCCACAGCUUCCCCUCGAUUUUCCUAACCAAGGUUUCAGUGGGUAUAGUGAUUGCUCCUAUACUAACAAAGUGGAGCAAAAGGGAUAGACUUAGAAUUGCAAUACCAAAUCAAGGAAGGAGUGAAGGAGUGUCGAAUAUAGGACAACUAGAGAUGACGUCGUUUUGUAAAGAAUUGCUCCAAUUUAUUUUAAUCCUUGGUCUGCCAAUGCUAUUAAGCGCGGGUAAGGAUUUUACUAAUUUUGUAUAUGGUCGUUGCAGGGACCUAAGCUUAAUUUCAUUGGUGAAUGAGACUUCAUCGUGCUCAUACCAAAGAAAUCCAGUCCAAAGCGGAUUCCUAAUCUUCGACCGCCUCUACAACGAGGUGUACAAAACAUUAAUGUAGUGUCUUACACAUAAACUCAAAUAGUUGAUGACGCAACUAGUCAAGCCAAUCCCCCUUGCACAUUUAUGAUAAUAUUGUUAUAUUUGCAGGAAACCAUUAACAGAAUGAGUUCGAAAACAAGGAGAACAACGCAAAUGGAGUGGGUAUCGAUCUCGCUAAGACUUACGACAAGAUAAGUUGGGUUUUCCUCCAAUAAAUGUUGCACGAUGCAUAACUAGCAACUAUGUUUGUUGACGUGGUGAUGAGGUGUGUUACCUUGCCAUUGUUCCAGGUUAAUUGAGAAGAUGAGACGACUGAGGCAUUUGAGCCAUCCCACGAGAUAAGACAGGGGUGGCCACUCUCGUUUUUCCUUUUUAUUACCCUCUGUAUGGAACGUCACAAUAAAACGAUCAAGGAUGUUGUGUAUUGGGGCGCAAUGGAGACCAAUCACUCUAGUUCGCGAAAGUACUCCUCAGUCUCACCUUUUUUUUUGCUAGUGACCUUGUAUUGUUUUCAAAGUCUAACACCAUUCUUGCUACACAAAUUUUGGAUUUGUCUGGAUCAAUUUUGUGAGGCAUUCAUGCAAUCAGUGCCCCAUGAGAUGUCUAGAAUUUUUUCCAUGCAGAACACAGGUAGACCGUAAAGUCCAGAAGUAAGGUGGCAGCAGCGCAUUCCAACUACACAGGAUCUGAGCAAGUAUUUGGGGGUUCCUAUGCUCCACGUUCCUACGCCCGUGUGUGAUGAGAUUGAAAGAAUAAUCAGGAACUUUGUUCAGGGGCGAAAAAUGGGAAGCGAAAGACGAGCAUGGCUCCCUAAUGAAACCUGGGUAAAUGUUCUAACGAAGAAAUAUCGCAAAUAGCCGGUAACACGGUUACCCCACACAGAUAGGUAGGCAAUUUAAUUCUUUAGAGGCAUCCGCAGAGCAUCGCAAUCAAUGUUGGAGGGAGUCCGGUGGAGAUAAAGGUCAAUAAGUUUCUAGGAUGUUA